GGAGACGGAGGUGGGAUGAGAGGGAAAUAAAAGUUUUUUGAGAAAAUAAAAAAUUUAUUGUACCGACUAAAAUACCACCAUUAACCAGUUAAGGAUUAGGUGACAAAAAGAAUUUGUUAAAUACCCCCCGUUUUUUUUCUUUUACUACAUUACACGGUAAUGAACUUAAGUAAAUGGGAAGCUGACUAUAGGAGCACUCCCUAGAAUUUUCGACAUUUUCAGAAGACAUUCCCCUGCGUGCCGCGCCUUGGCUGCUUCUCGUUCAACUUCAUGUCCUCGUUCCCGAGCCCGCUGCAAACUCAAACUCGUUCCCAACAUUCCCAAGGUGACGUUGCUUCGCCAUUCCCCAAUGUUCUCCGCGAGCACGAGAACUGUUUGUGUAAAUGCCUCAAUCAAAUUUGCUCUGUUCUAUCCGGGAAUUUCACUGAUGACACCCCCAGCUCCAGCACCACUCAGCUCUCGCCUACCUUAAAUCUCAGUCACGAGUACAGUCUCGCUUUGCAGAACAAUUCUUACAAUGAGAUACGACACAUGAUUGAAGCUCAAAUGCAAGUCGAGAAUGUGAUUGAGGGCGAGGUUACAGAUACCCAUCACUUGCGUUUGUCACCGGUACUGCGCCCCAACAGAGAUUGCGUCCACCAAGCUCUUCUCCACACAAAUCCCAAUGCUACACUCACUCACUUGCUUUCUACAUACUUUGAUCACAGCGAAAAUAUCACCACUCUUUGCCUCAUGCUCCGCCAAUGCGUAUCUCGUGCUCGUACCCUGUAUGCUCCUAUUACUCAUCUUCUUCAAGACUUCCCUUAUGACCCAAGUUCUAUCCAUAUCUCGCAAUGUAACUCCGCCAUUGAUGUUUUCACCCAAUUCGAUAGCCUUGACAAUCCUUUCCCAUCUCCUGAUUCCCAUGAUUUCAACGAAAUGCACCACAGUUUCUCCCAGCUCAAGGAGCAGCUUGAUCACCACCGCAACAAAUCCCUUUCUAGAUUUCGCGUCUUGCACCGUGCAACUUCUGGCUCUGCCUUUUGCUUAAUUGGCACUGUUGUUGGAGUUGCCAUUUCGGCCGUGGUUAUCUCCACUCAUGCCCUGGCUGCCUUUGUAGGCCUUGUCUCUACCUCACUUUGUCCUAUUUAUGUUCCAAGUCAUCUCAAGAAGAAACAGCUUGCGCAUAUGACUCAACUGUAUGCUGCUGCCAGAAGUGGAACUUUUUUCCAUAUCAAUUAUCUUGAGUCUAUUGUCUGCCUUGUUGACUUGUUGCAUUCUGCUGUUAAGGGCGAUAGGGAGCUUAUAAGAAUUGCAUUGAAAAGUAGGGACAUAUAUCCCAUCUAUGAAGUCGUGAAAUAUCUCCGCAAUAGCCGCAACAAAUUUUUUGACAAGCUCAAAGAACUUGAGGAUCAUAUAUACUUUUGCUUUGAUGCUGUCAAUAAAUCCAGAGCUAAUCUGGUUGACCAGAUCCAUCCUCAUCAAUCUUCUAAUUCAUGAUCGUUUGGUACCUUCUUUUUUUCCUAUUUACACUUUAUAUCAAUGUGUAUUUCUGUACUCUCCUUUGACUAUUGCUACUGGCCCUUCAUGUUAAACGUGGGCUGUUAUGAUUCAUUCCUUGUGCCUUUAAGAGCCGUGGAUUGUGGAAGCUAUACUUAGUACGUCAACCUUGUCUUCUUGCCCUUAUUUGACCUGAGUGCAAGCCAAAUAACAGGUGGAAUGCAGGAGGCAUUUAAGAGCUAAUAGGCUUUCUGGAUUUUUGUUCAUCAACUGGUUAAGUGAAAGAAUCAAACAUGGAAUUCCUUCCAAACUUGGUCAAUUGGCCUUUCUCAAGAGUAGUUCGCACUGCCUAAGAAGUAAUAGAGGUUGGCCUUAAGAGGUUCCCUUGAUAUGUAAUCGUCUACCAAUUUAGAAGGGAGAAGUUGAGAAGACUUGGUGCCCUGACAGGAAAAUAUGGUUAUGGCUUUUGCAGAUUCUCCUAUUGAGCUGAAUUAUAGUAAUUCCAGCAUCCCAAACCCUUCUGAUACAGUCAACUUACAACGCAGACUUCGUCACUAGAGGAAUUCUUUGUAACUCCUAUUGGGUAUCAUAUAGAAGAAUAUGAGAUGUUCUUUGUUUACAAUUAUCUUUCUGCUCGAAACCUUGAAACUUCCAUUCAUCACAAGCUAGUAACAAAUACUUUUUUUUUUAUAUAAA
Messenger RNA from Gossypium arboreum, 2175 nucleotides. Its product is annotated as UPF0496 protein At3g19330-like. The transcript is spliced from 2 exons. Lineage: Eukaryota; Viridiplantae; Streptophyta; Magnoliopsida; Malvales; Malvaceae. Bases 271 to 1479 code for a protein of 402 amino acids. The record is from RefSeq and is a predicted model, not a curated record.